UAUGCAAGAUUUAACAGCACAAGUGACUAGUGGUCUCCUGAAAUUCCCAGAAGUGACUAUUCAGGCCCUUCGAGAAGAUGAAAUAACACUAGAAUCUGUACUUCGAGGGAAAUUUACUGCAGGAAAAAGUGGACUUGCUUGCUUGGCUUGUGGUCCACAACUUGAGGUAGUAAACUCUGUAACAGGAGAACGUUUGUCUGCAUACAGAUUUAAUGGAGUAAGUGAUCAGCCUCCUAUAGUCCUAGCAGUGAAAGAAUUCUCUUGGCAGAAGAGAACUGGAUUGUUAAUUGGAUUGGAAGAAACAGAAGGAAGUGUUCUCUGUCUUUAUGACCUUGGUAUAUCAAGAGUUGUUAAAGCCGUUGUUCUUCCUGGAAGGGUAACUGCUAUUGAACCUAUAAUUAAUCAUGGAGGAGCCAGUGUAAGCACUCAGCAUUUACACCCAAGUCUACGAUGGCUUUUUGGUGUGGCCGCUGUGGUAACUGAUGUUGGACAAAUCCUUCUUAUUGACCUGUGUUUGGAUGACUUAUCAUGCAGUCAAAAUGAAAUAGAGGCGUCAGACCUUGAAGUUAUAACUGGUAUCCCAGCUGAAGUACCACACAUCAGAGAAAAUGUGAUGCAAGAAGGACGUCAUCUGUGUUUCCAGUUACUAAGCCCAUCAGGAACAACCAUUUCAACUCUUAGUUACAUAAGUAAAACAAAUCAGCUUGCUGUAGGUUUUUCUGAUGGCUGUCUAGCACUUUGGAACAUGAAAAGCAUGAAAAGAGAAUAUUAUACACAACUGGAAGGUGGAAGAGUUCCUGUAUAUGCUGUUACUUUUCAAGAACCUGAGAAUGACCCUCGUAAUUGCUGUUAUUUAUGGGCUGUGCAGUCUACACAAGAUAGUGAAGGGGAUGUUUUGAGUUUACAUCUGCUUCAGCUGGCCUUUGGUGAUAGAAAGUGUUUGGCCUCAGGACAAAUCUUAUAUGAGGGAUUAGAAUACUGUGAAGAAAGGUACACACUGGACCUCACAGGUGGCAUGUUUCCUUUGAGAGGACAGACUACUAAUACCAAACUGUUGGGAUGCCAGAGUAUAGAGAAAUUUCGAUCUCAUGGUGACAGAGAGGAAGGUAUGAGUGAAGCUCUAUCUCCUGACACCAGUGUUUCAGUCUUUACCUGGCAAGUGAAUAUAUAUGGACAAGGAAAGCCUUCCAUAUAUUUGGGGCUUUUCGACAUAAAUCGUUGGUAUCAUGCACAAAUGCCAGAUUCAUUAAGAUCGGGAGAAUAUCUACAUAAUUGCUCUUAUUUUGCACUGUGGUCAUUGGAUUCUGUUGUAAGUAGGACUUCUCCCCAUUACAUCUUGGAUAUAUUAGUACAUGAGAGAAGUUUAAGUCGAGGAGUUCCUCCUUUGUAUCCACCUCCUGAGCAGUUUUUUAACCCAAGUACUUACAAUUUUGAUGCCACUUGUUUGUUAAACUCAGGAGUUGUUCAUUUUGCUUGUACUGGCUUUCAGAAGGAGACUUUGACGUUCUUAAAGAGAUCAGGACCAUCUCUCAAUGAAGUCAUUCUUGAUGGUUAUAAUCGCUGUCUUGUGGCUGGCCUUCUCUCACCAAGACUUAUUGAUAUUCAGCCUUCUACUUUAAGUCAAGAAGAACAAUUAGAAGCUGUAUUGUCAGCAGCAAUUCACACAAGUUCUUUGGGACUUUUGACUGGAUGUAUCAAAAGGUGGAUAACAGAAGAACAACCAAAUUCUGCUGCUAAUUUGCACUUUGUUCUUGAAUGGACAUGGAAUAAAGUGAUUCUCACAAAAGGGGAAUUUGACAGACUAUGUGUUCCAUUAUUUGAUGGUUCAUGUCGUUUCAUUGAUCCACAAACCAUGCAGUCUAUCCAGCAGUGCCAUUUGCUGUUUACCAACCUUAGUACAGUCUUAAGCUAUUUUGCUACAGAGGCCCAAGAGAUCACUGAGAGAGGUCUGAUGGACUUAAGAAAUAAGCAUAUGGUUACCCAGCUCCUCUGUCAGUAUACACAAAUGAUUCUUUGGUUCUCUCAUUCUGGACUUUUACCAGAAGGCUUAGAUGAUGCUGUGCAGUUGUCAAGGUUGUGCUACAACUACCCUGUAAUUCAAAACUACUACACCAGCCGUCGUGAGAAGUGUGAACGCUUAUCCAGAGGGAAGUGGAACCCUGAUUGUUUGAUGAUUGAUGGAAUAGUUUCUCAAUUGGGAGAUCGAGUUGAGAAGUUAUGGAAGCGAGAUGAAGGAAGCACAGGAAAAUAUCCUCCUAUGAGUCUACAUGCUCUGCUAGAUAUGUACCUACUAGACAAUGUUACUGAAGCAGCCAAACAUUCUGUUACCAUUUAUUUGCUGCUUGAUAUUAUGUAUUCCUUUCCAAACAAAGCGGAUACUUCAAUUGAAUCUUUUCCAACUGCUUUUGCCAUUUCUUGGGGCCAAGUUAAACUUAUUCAAGGUUUUUGGCUGCUAGAUCAUAAUGACUAUGAGAGUGCUUUGGAUCUUCUGUUUCACCCAGCUACUGCAAAACCUGUACCAUGGCAACAUUCAAAGAUUAUUCAAGCCUUCAUGAUUCAGGGCGAACAUAGACAAGCCCUCAGAUAUAUUCAAGCAAUGAAGCCACCAGUGUCCAAUGGUAACGAUGUUACCCUUCACCUCACUGUUUUGCUUUUUAAUAGGUGCAUGGUUGAGGCCUGGACUUUAUUGCGACAUCAUUCUAAUAGAUUCAAUGUAGAAGAGUUACUAAAGCACACAUAUGAAAUAUGUCAGGAAAUGGGUUUAAUGGAGGAUUUACUGAAGUUACCUUUUACAGACACUGAGCAGGAGUGUUUAGUGAAAUUUUUGCAGUCCAGUGCCAGUGUUAAGAAUCAUGAGUUCCUUUUAGUUCACCAUUUGCAGCGUGCCAAUUACAUUCCUGCCUUGAAGCUUAACCAAACUCUGAAGAUUAAUCUUAUGAAUGAUCGGGAUCCUCGUUUACGUGAGAGAUCAGUGGCUCGCAAUUCUAUAUUAGACCAAUAUGGAAAAAUCCUUCCUAGAGUCCAGCGAAAAUUAGCCAUUGAACGAGCUAAGCCUUACCCUCUGACAGCAGCAACAGUUUUCCGAGAAGUUUCUAAACCCAGACCAUUAUCAGCCGUUUCAAAACAAGCUGCAACAGGGACUGUGUUGACAAGAUCUUCUUUCAUCAAUAAUGUGUUAUCUAAAAUUGGAGAAAUUUGGGCAAGCAAUGAACCUAAAAAUAGCAUUUCUCCUUACAUUAGUUCUAACAUAGAAAAACCGUCUCCUAUAGUAUAUUCUCUCCCGGCCCCAGAGGUGCCUGAAGCAUUUCUUGAAACACCAAUUUCAAAAGGAUCACAAAAAGUUUCUAGACUGCUGGAUUUGGUUCGUCCUGUCCCCCAGCCUUCUCAGGAUUUGGAUUUUACUCAGCAAACCUCUCCCACACGGUCUUGUUUGUACCUAGCAUCCAGUCCAAUGCCAUUAAAUCAGUUAAGAGGAUCACAUCAAAACACCUCUAGGGCAUCAGAAUUACAUUUACUUGAAACUCCACUUGUAGUUAAGAAAGCUAAAGCUUUGGCCAUGUCAGUUACUUCUACUGGAUUUGUAGAAUUCACUCCUCAAUCCAUUCUAAGGUCUGGUCUUCGAACAACCCCUUUAAUAUCUCCUUCUUUGUCACCUGGAAGGUCUCUUACUCCUCCUUUACGACUUAAAGAAACUAGAAUUUCUUUCGUGGAAGAAGGUGUGACUACAAAAUGGACUGCUGGAGCUGCAGAUGAUAGCAAAACAAAAGUAUUUAUUGCUACACCUUUCCAUAAAUGUGGAGUUCCGGCAGAAACUGAAUGGCUGAAGAGUAAAGAUAAAGCUUCAUCUUUUUCUCUGAAUAGUCCUGAGAAUGAUCAUCAAGAAAUGGACAUUAGAUUACUGGAUACGUCUCAAAGUUUGGAGAAACUGGACAUGAGCAAAGAAAACAGCAUUGCUUCAACUAGAUCAGACCCAACUACCUUGGAGUAUCAGGAUGCACCAUCACCAGAAGAGUUUGAAGAUAUUGUUUUCAUAGCUGCUAAACCAGCAAGCUCUUCCACUGAACUAAUUACUGAUUUAACUGAACAAGUUGAGAAGGAAGGUGAUCAAGAUGUGUUUGAGUCCGAAGUGACUCCUCCAGACCUAAAGAAACAAACUGGCACUGUAGAAGAUGCAGGAACAAAAGAUCUCCUAGUUCUAGAGGAAGCAUUUUCAGAAUUUCACAAUCACUUAAACCCCAUUCAAGGAGCUGAAGCUUCUUGUGCAUCAUCAAUCCACAAAGGGAAAAUCCCCAUGUUAGAAUCCAAGGUACCAGUUUUAGAUGAAGGACUAGCAUCUAUUGAAAACUGCACCUCUAUAAUUAGAACAGGUAGCAAUAAAUCUAUGGUGGAUGCCCCUCCUGAGAGUGGAAGUCCUGCGCGUGGUGUCUCUGAAAGUCCUAUUGUCUCUGAGAAUAGAUUUGAUCAGAAAAUAGCAUUAAAUCUAAAGGAAGAUCAUGAAAUAAAAGCUGACUUACCAGAAGAAAAGCCUCCAGUCAGUGAUGGUCCUCCUGACACUCAAGAAAUUCAUGUGAUUGAAUAUGAAAAAGUUGAAGCUCAAGAUUCAGGAGAAGAGGCUAGGAAUCUUCCAUAUAAUGAGUUAUACCCCUCAGGAACUCAUAAACUUCAGUAUAAUUUAGAUAACAUUGAACAGCAGUUUUGUGACUUUCUGGAUAAAGACUCAGCUGAGUGUGAUGUUGCUGAAGUAGAUGGGGAACUUUUUGUGGUUCAAAACAACUUUACCUUAGUAUUGGAAGGUGAAGAAGGAGAAGUUGAGACUGGUGAUUCUGCAGUAUCUAAUAACUCAGUUAACGCAACUAACUCAGCAACUGAGGAAAAUGAUCAUUGUGGGCAUGUUGCAAAUGUACCAUCUGUCAUAACUAGUGAUCAAGAAUCCCAAAAGGUAGCAGCAUUACCAUAUGUGCCUGAACCAAUUAAAGUAGCUAUUGCAGAAAACGUACUAGAUGUAAUUAAAGACACAAACAGUAAAGAAAUUACUUCAGACACAAUGGAACAAUCCAUUCAUGAAGACAUACCUUUAUUAAGCCAAAAGAUAAUGUGUUCCACAGAGUUAGUCAAGUCUAAAUUGAAGACUGUUGAGGACACCAAGACAAUGACUAUAAAUGUCAACCAGGUAGAUGACAUGGUUUCCUCCAGAACUCGCACGAGAGGACAGUGUGUCCAAAGCCUGAAUAUAAAAUCAAAACAGAAAGAGUCGGCAAAUAUUGCCUCUCCUGAGAUACUGGGGCUUUCAGCUAUGAAGAAACCUAGGAAAACAAAAGAAAUUUCUGAUGCUUCUGAAAAUGUCUACUCUUAUAUCAAAGGGAUAUCUCAGAAGCAGCAAAUACCUCAAAGUCCUGUUACUCCUAGGAGAGGAAGGAGAAAAAGAAACAUUGAUCAAGAUUCAUUAGAAAGUAUUAAUCCUAUGAAACAAGAAUUACAGGUCACUCCAGGUAGGGAAUUAAGGUCAAAGUCAUCUCAGCUGUUGGAACAAGCAAGUAAAGAAGCUUGUUUUAACAAAGAAGCUAAGCUAACAUCUGUUACAAAAAGGACUCCUAAAAGAAUUAAAAAAUCUGUUGAAAACCAGGAAAGUGUUGAAAUUAUAACUUACCCCAAGAUUAGUGAAGUGGCUAGUCCUAGCAGAAGUCUCAGAAAAUUGAGAAGCAGUAAUUUGAAGGCUACUGAAGAUACAGAAUAUAAACAAGAGCAGUGCAAUGACCAUCAACUGCUCAUUCAGCAUAAUAGAAGAAUUAAAGAAAGAGAUGUUAGUGCUUCAAAUGUGAUGGACCACUCUAAACUUGAUUCAUCACAGUUGACUCUUCAAGGAGAAUUUGAUAUACCUGCCACACCUAGGAAACGUUAUAAACCAUCUAAAGAUUUAGGAUCGCAAGCUAUGGAGACAGAGAGAAGUCCCAAAAAGAGAAUAACUGUUGGCAUCCAAAGGAGGUCUACAAGAAGCACUCCAGCUAAAAGUGAAAAUACAAGAAGCACUCCAGCUAAAAGUGAUAUUGGAAAGUUAGUUUUAGAAGAAUCCAUUUUAUUGCCAAAUGAACUUGCUACUGUGAUGAGCUCUAAAAAGAAGCUUACAGAAAGGACUGAAAAUCAAAGCCAAAAACAUCCAUUAUGCCCAAUAGCAGAAGAGCGCUUAGAUAAAGAACCCAAUAACCAAGGAAAAGGCUUGCUUGCCACAGCUGCUUUGACUAAGUCUUCUCGUAGUGUAAGGACUAGAUCUAGUAAGGCCCUCUUGUUGCCAGACUUUGGUGAACCAAGAAAUGAGCCUGUGUCAAAAAUGCCAAGGAAAGAGAAAGCAAAAAAAAUAGAAGCGUCUACACAACUGAAAGAAUUGGUUUCAGAUUUAUCUUCACCAUUUGUCCUUUCACCUCCUACUUUGAGGACCAGAAAAACAAAGGUAUCCAAUACAUCCACGCUUAUAGAUGAACUGAGAGAUGAUCCUAAAUCAACAGAAACUAUGGAAAAACAAAAAGUGAAAAAGAUCAGGACUGCCACAACAAAACAAGCAAGCAAAAAAAUAGAGAAAGAAAGUUCUUGGUCACCUCCUCCAGUAGAAAUUAAGCUGAUUUCUCCCUUGGCAAGCCCAGUUGAUGAAGUAAAGAGCAAACCAAGAAAGACCACAGAAGUAACAGGAAAAAUUCAUGGAAGGAACAGGAAGAAACCAUCUUCUUUUCCAAAACAAGUUUUACGCAGAAAAAUGCUGUAA
Chrysochloris asiatica (Cape golden mole) is the source of this 6754-nucleotide messenger RNA. RefSeq names its product AT hook containing transcription factor 1 (gene AHCTF1). NCBI's taxonomy places the organism in Eukaryota, Metazoa, Chordata, Mammalia, Afrosoricida, Chrysochloridae. The transcript is spliced from 35 exons. The record is from RefSeq and is a predicted model, not a curated record. The coding region runs from base 2 to 6754 and encodes 2250 amino acids.